AUGGCAGAGAAAUGUGAUGUGCUCGAGUAUUAUCGAUCGAAACGGUUGUUCUCUUUCAUUAUCGCACUUAUCUGUUUCACAGUUAUUGUGGUCUUCGUGGAAGAGUAUGCUGAAGAGGGUAACGGAGACUCUCAGAUAAAAUCCAUCUCGAAAACACCGAACGAGGUGUCGAGCACCGACCUAGGACCGUCCGGAAUGUGCUGGUUGAACGAGAAGGUGACUGUCAUCGACUCGUGCGUACGAUGCAGUGAAUUCGAAAUGAAUGCCUUCAAAGCAAAACACUGUACUCCAACCGGGUUCUAUGACCGAGUGAACUGUUCCCAGUCAGGAAUCGUGGCCUUCCGUCCCUGUAAACGUGCCCCAUCAUCUAUCCAACCCAGUUUUUACUGUUUCAUGGUUAUAAACGUUGUUCUGUUACCAUUGAGUUACCUAAUAUCAGUAAAACGUAUCGCUGAACUGAAUCGACUUGCGUAUACACGUGUCACUCAAAGCUUUGAAUGUUGA
Messenger RNA from Angiostrongylus costaricensis, 504 nucleotides. The record is from the annotation of a GenBank genome assembly. NCBI's taxonomy places the organism in Eukaryota, Metazoa, Nematoda, Chromadorea, Rhabditida, Metastrongylidae.